Molecule: messenger RNA, 2565 nt
Organism: Schistosoma margrebowiei
Lineage: Eukaryota; Metazoa; Platyhelminthes; Trematoda; Strigeidida; Schistosomatidae
Source: the annotation of a GenBank genome assembly
AUGCCAAUAGCUAAUUCUCGAUUAGAACGUUUACAGAUAAGGAAGCUUCUUCAGUGUGUAAAUAAUAAAGACGUCGACCAAAUAAAGAAGUUGAUUGAACAUGGGGUAUCGAAUCUUAUCAAUUAUAAUGAUCCAGAUAAUGGUGCAACAGCUGUAAUUUCAGCCGUCAAGUUGGAUGACAUUUACACAAUUGAAUUUCUUCUUUUGAAUGGCGCAUGCAUAGACAUAGUAGAUUUUGAUGGUAAAACUGCCCUUAUGACGGCAGCUGAACUUGGAAACGUGAAUAUCUUACAGAAAUUGCUUGACAAAGGUGCCAACAGGAAUGCAAUUGAUUUCAAUGAAAGAACCGCAUUAUUCUAUUGUAUCUCACCAACCGAUGAGCAUUUAAAAUGCUUAGACCUAUUACUAGACAAAAGUAUGUUCAUUAAUAAACAGGACCUUGAUGGACAAACAGCAUUGCAUGUUGCAUGUAAAAGAUCUAUUGAAAAUGAGAAGUUCAUUCUUGAAUUACUGAACCAUGGUGCUAAUCCAAACAUUUAUUCGAAAAAUGGCAAGACUUCAUUUUUAGAAGCAUGUGGAACAGGUAGUAGUAUCUCAGUUACAGCAGCAUUACGUGCGGGAGCAGAUCUAAAUUCUUGUGACAAAGAAAAACAAAGUAGCGCUCAUGAAGCUGCUAAAAAUGGUCAUUUAAAGGUGUUGUUUGUACUUUCUGCAUUUGGAUUCGACUUCAAUGUUCUUGAUAACAAUGGAAAUAAUCCAUUACAUAUGGCUGCUAAAGUCAAUGAAAUGUGUUGUAAAUUUCUUGGACAAAGAGGUUGUGAUGCAAAAGUAAAAAAUGCAAAUGGAAAAUUACCUCGAAACAUUGCUAUUGAUGAAGGUAAAAAAUUGUGUGCCAAAGAACUACGUAAACUAGAACGUGUAACCAGUAAAACAUUAAAAAAUGCAGAAUUCUGGGCCAUUAGACUAUACGAUUGGUCAAUUGUAUUUGCAAAUGAUUUAAGAGAACGUUUCAUUGAAAUCAGUCAGCGUUUAUCAAGUGCUUUAGAAGAACAGAAAGAAGAAAAUUCAAAUAUUUCAAGAGAGUUAGACAGUAGAAAUGAUUUUCAAAUUAGUGAACAAAGUUUAAUCACAGCAGUGCAUGCUUCUGAUCAACAAGAAUCAGAUAAAUUAAGCACAAAAACCAGUUCCGGUAAAAAGAGAAAACGAUCGAAAAAACGUAGUACAAGCCGUUCCAGAUCUAGAAAAGCAUCAAACACAAGAAUUCCUAUAGAAGAUUUCACAUCAGUAAUUAGUUCGUUAGAUGGACCAAUUAAUGAGAUAAUUAGUAAAAAAUUACUUACUUUACAUGAGAAAAAUGCAGAUGGUUGUAUUGAUUGGGAAGAGUUUCUGACUGGGAAAAAAUAUUUGAAUAAAAAUUACUUAAUAUCAGCCUUUGAAAAGAAGAAAGGUAAAAAGAAAAAAAGAAAAGGUGGUAAAGGUAGUAAACGCAGAAAAAUACCUAUGAAUAUAUGUACACUACCAUCAGAGGCUAUUUAUCGUCGUGCAGAUGGAGGUCCCUCUAUAAUGUACAUUCCUAAAGAAAUUCAUCCCAUUGAUUUAAAUCGUUUCGAUGCAGACCAUCCACCUAUGCAUCCUUUUCAAGAUGAUUCUGUUUGGUAUGUAGAUACUCCAAGACGUCAGUAUAUAAGUUUUCAUUCUGCAGCUUUACAUAAUGACAUGGAUUCAAUUCGUUUAGCUUUAUCUGAAGGAUAUAACAUUGAUACAAGAGAUAAAUUUUAUAAAACGCCUUUAAUGAUAGCAGCACAUCAUGGUAAUUUAGACACAGCUAUUGAACUUAUCAAAUUAGGAGCAAAUGUUAAUGCACGUGAUAAUUUCCGUUGGACACCAUUACAUCAUGCAGCUCACUCAGGAAUGAUUGAUAUGGUUGAAUUAUUAUUAAAUAAUGGUGCAUUAAUUGAAGCAAAAGCAUUAAAUGGUGCAACACCAUUAUUUCGUGCUAUUGAAUGUUCAAGACUUAAUGUAGUCGAUUACUUCUUAUCAAAAGGAUCCAAAUUAUUUGUAGAAACACGUAAAGGAGAAAACCCAUAUGUAGUAGCAUUGAAUUGGUCUGAUCCAAGAGUAAUAGAACAUGUACAUGAUAAGUGGGAAUUAGCACAAGAGGCAGCUGAUAAACAGAAGAAACAGGGCAGUGCAAAACGCAAAAGACCAACUACAGCUGGAUCGACUAGUUCAAGUAAACGUUCAGUUUCUCCUACUAGAAAAUUCACUCCACCAAAUAAUUUGCCUGGUUUAUAUCCAAAUUUAAUGCAGAAACAUUUUGAUUUAUCUUAUUUAAUUAAACAUACAUAUUCUUUAGAGAAAACUAUAAAUAGACAAGAUAUUCGUAUAUGUCCUCGUUAUCCAUGGCUACCUAAACUAAAUCGUGAGGAAAGAUUAGCUAAAUUAGCUGAAGCACGUGAACGAUAUGGAUGGGAUUAUGGUUUACCUAAUGUACCAUCGCACUUAUUUGAUAGACAUUUAAUGAAUCGAUUUCAAGAGAUUGAAGUGAACAGUGGAGAACAGUAG